AUGUCUGACGACGAGAGCAUGUACGAUGAGUCCAGGCAUGAAGAUGCACUUAGCCGUGUGGACUUCCAGAAACAUUUAGAUAAGCAAUAUCCGAACCGCCCUCGCAAUCGCGGCAAGACUCUUCCUUUUCACACUCUUUUCGAGGAUCUCUUCAAUCCUCUGAUUGACAAUCGGCAGAAGAAGCCAACAGCAGCUGCCGUCAACCGCAGAAAAGUAGGUCCAGAUGGCCAGUCUAAUUUGUCUCCGUCUGAGAGGCGGCGCGCCAUCAUUGAACGAUACAUCGCUCGGUGGCGAAAAGAGGUUGGCCCUGACUUCUUUCCUGCCUUUCGGCUUAUCAUCCCAGAUAAGGACCGCGAGCGCGGGGUGUAUGGGCUCAAGGAGAAGAUCAUUGCCAAACUACUUAUCAAGAUCAUGAAGAUCGACAAGAACUCCGAGGAUGGAUACAGUCUUUUAAAUUGGAAACAGCCCGGCCAGACAGCUGCAUCGCGCAUGGCAGGAGAUUUUGCGGGCCGCUGUUACGAGGCCCUUUCCAAGCGACCAAUGAGGGUGGAAGUUGGAGACAUGACUAUUGAGGAAGUCAAUGAACUCUUGGACAAGUUGUCAGCCGCUCCGAGGGAGGAGAAUCAGCUUCCGAUCUUGGCCGAGUUCUAUAAACGCAUGAACGCUGAAGAGUUGAUGUGGUUGAUUCGUGUAAUUCUAAAACAGAUGAAAGUGGGCGCCACCGAGAAGACCUUUUUCCACCUCUGGCACCCUGACGCAGAAAGCCUCUUCAAUGUUUCGAGCAACCUGCGAAGGGUGUGCUGGGAACUCUACAGCCCCGAAAUCCGUCUCCAAGAUGAGGAGGCGGGAGUCAUGCUGAUGCAGUGUUUCCAACCUAUGCUGGCCCAGUUCAAGCAAGAAUCUCUCAAGAAGGUUGUGGAGGCCCUAAGACCAACGCCUGAAGACCCUGAAUUCUGGAUUGAGGAGAAGCUAGACGGCGAACGCAUACAGAUGCAUAUGGUCACCGAUGAGGGCCAUCCGGGUGGGAAACGCUUCCAAUUCUGGUCCCGAAAAGCCAAAGACUACACCUAUUUGUACGGCAGCGGUUUUCAGGACCCCAAUGGGGCGCUCACCCCGCAUAUCCAAAAUUGCUUUGUAGAUGGUGUAGAAAACAUCAUCCUCGAUGGCGAGAUGAUAACUUGGGAUCCCAAUGAAAAAGCACCAGUGCCAUUUGGAACGCUGAAGACUGCUGCACUAGCUGAACAACGAAACCCUUUCGCGCAGGGCCACCGUCCUGUAUUCCGGAUCUUCGACAUCCUUCUACUGAACGACCAGCCUCUGACUCGCUAUACCUUACGAGAUCGCCGCAAAGCGUUAGCCGCCAGUGUGAGGAGUGAACUCGAGCGCUUCGAGAUCCAUGAAUACACUGUAGCAACGGAAGUGGAAGAUGUUGAAGACUUGCUCCGCAAAGUCGUGGCCGAAGCUUCUGAAGGUUUGGUACUCAAGAAUCCAAGAUCUAUGUACCGUUUAGACGAUCGUUCCGGCGACUGGCAGAAAGUAAAGCCAGAGUAUAUGGACGGAUUUGGAGAGGAGCUCGACUGUCUUAUCAUCGGGGGGUUCUAUGGUUCGGGGAGACGUGGCGGAAGCCUGUCCAGCUUUCUCUGCGGUCUGCGGGCCUCAAACAAGGCGGUGCGAAUGGCGAGCCAGUCUCAAAGUCAAAGCCAAAGCCAAAGUCAGCGAUGGCGUCAACAGGCCCUUGCCCAAAGCCAAAGCCAGAGUCAGUCCUCGCAACGACAGCAGACUCAAUCUCAAUCGCAACCACAGGCAGAACCCGGAGCUGAACCGUCCGAACACGAAGGCCCCGUGGAGAACUUUAUUUCCUUCUUCAAAGUCGGCGGCGGCAUGACAGCCAACGACUACGCCACGAUUCGCCACGCCACAGACGGGAAAUGGCAUCCCUGGGAUUCUCGUCGGCCGUCUGCAAAAGACUAUAUCGACAUGGGCAACUUAAGCUUGCUCAAGGAGAGGCCAGACAUGUGGAUCAAGCCUUCCGACUCGCUCGUUGUGCAGGUGAAGGCUGCGCAAGUUACAGCCAGUGAAGAUUACGGCUUCGGGAAGACGUUGCGAUUUCCUCGGUUCAUGAGACUGAGGAGGGACAAGGAUUGGAAGACCGCCCUCUCGGUCAAUGAGUUUGAAGAUUUACAAGUCAUGGCCGAGGACAAGGAGAAAGAAAAGGCAAUGAGGGUUGACCAGCAGCGCAAAGAAAAACGCAAAGCCCGCGCUGGUGGAUAUGCGAGUCGGAAGAAACCGCUUACGGUGGCUGGAUACAAUGCCAGAGACGUGAAUAGUGUCAAGUUGCCAGAGGGACCGCAGGGUACGGUCUUUGAAGGAUUGACGUUUUACAUCAUGACGGAAUCCUCUCUCCCCGGAGAUCAAAAGAAGACGAAGCUUGAGCUGGAAGCGUUGGUCAAGGCGAACGGCGGCAAAAUCAUCCAAACAGCAACUCCAACCUCUCAAGACCACGAAACCGUAAUAUGUAUUGCUUCGCGGAGAACAGUCAAAGUCGCAUCCCUCGAAAAGCGCGGGGACCAGGAAAUCGUCAAGCCGACCUGGAUCUUUGACUGCAUUGACCAAGCAAAGCGAGAUUUCUCUAGAGGAUAUGCAGAAGAGAUGGUCGUUCCAUUUGAGCCCGAACGCCACCUCUAUUUCGCACCCGACAAGAUGCGAGGGCGUUACGAGGAUAGUGUGGAUGAAUAUGGGGACAGUUUUGCAAGGGAUGUAAGCGAGGAGGAGCUCAAAGAGAUUAUGGCAAAGAUGGGCAUCGUCGACAUUGAAGAAGAGGAAAAAGAGAGGGUCCCGGAUCUCUUUGGAGUCGAGUUCCUCAACAUGAAAGGCUUUAUGUUCCAUGGACUGGUGCUUUUCUUUGAUCAGCCUGGACCCGUGGUGCAGAAGGACGAAGUGCAACCUUUCCGCCUCGACACAGAAACUACAUUCACUCCCACGACGGCGACGGCAUCUUCCCAAGCUCUUGCGCGGUUCGCGAGCGCCACCGUCCUCCCGCGCAGGUACACCACCCUCUCAUCGAUCCCCUCCGAUCUUCGAAGGACAAUCACCCACAUCAUCGCCCACCCUUCUAUCUCGAACCUCGCGGAUUUGAGGAGACAGGUCUCGCGGUGGGAAACGAGGAAGAUUCCGCGAAUCGUGGCGCGCGAGUGGAUCGAGGCUUGUUGGAAGGAAGGCACGAGACUUGACGAGGAGGCAUACAUCGCUCGCUAG
This is a messenger RNA of Cladophialophora bantiana CBS 173.52, 3255 nucleotides long. RefSeq lists its product as uncharacterized. Bases 1 to 3255 code for a protein of 1084 amino acids. Gene Ontology annotation, molecular function: DNA binding; ATP binding; DNA ligase (ATP) activity. NCBI's taxonomy places the organism in Eukaryota, Fungi, Ascomycota, Eurotiomycetes, Chaetothyriales, Herpotrichiellaceae. The record is from RefSeq and is a predicted model, not a curated record. Gene Ontology annotation, cellular component: DNA ligase IV complex. Gene Ontology annotation, biological process: double-strand break repair via nonhomologous end joining; nucleotide-excision repair, DNA gap filling; DNA biosynthetic process. The transcript has a single exon.